Cyprinodon variegatus (sheepshead minnow) is the source of this 1073-nucleotide messenger RNA. RefSeq names its product glutamate receptor 1-like. NCBI's taxonomy places the organism in Eukaryota, Metazoa, Chordata, Actinopteri, Cyprinodontiformes, Cyprinodontidae. The coding region runs from base 528 to 1073 and encodes 181 amino acids. The record is from RefSeq and is a predicted model, not a curated record. The transcript has 4 exons.
UGCCUUUAGUUGUCAUGUGACAAACAGCCUUUUAGGAAGUCUGACAUACUAAACAUCCUUUUUACAGCAGCUACUAUUAAUCCCUGUUGCUGUGAUACUUGCAUCCAUGCAUUUUUACGCAGGAGAUGCUUUUUCCUUUUCCAACGCGCAACAAUUGAAUGCAUCUCGGUGCGCUUAAUCAGACGGAGGAAAUUGUCUAAUAGGUUUGGAGAAUCAACAGUUUUUUAUUUUAUUAUUUUUAUUUAAAUGCUUUCUUUAUGUGCAGCGCUGAAGCUGAACUCCUCCAUCUCCUAUCAGGCAGCAGCCAAGGACAGGAGAGCAUCAGCAAGGAGAGAGAAAGGUGUUUCCUCUCCUCCUCUCUGCGCUGCGCUCCGCUCCUCGCCAUUGCGCUCAUUGUGUCGCUGCUGAAUCAGUGUCAGAGCGAUCGGAGGCUGCUGGAAGCGGACUAAAACACGGACAAACUAAAACACGGACAAACCUAUGCGUGGAUUUCGGCUUUUUUUCCCUUCGCCAAUGCAAAAGGAAAUAUGCAGCGAAGCUUCACCUUGCUCUACACCAGUUUACUGGGGAUAUGCUUGGGUUCGGGUUCAAGUUUCCCAAGUAACAUCAACAUAGGAGGAUUGUUCCCCAACGUCUCGCACGAAUAUGAGGUGUUCCGGUUCGCCCUCUCCCAUCACCAGGACAUCCCCAAACUGGUGCCGCAGGUGGAUAUGGUCCUGAUGGGAAACAGCUUCUCCAUGACAUAUGCCUUUUGCUCCCAGUUCUCCAAAGGCGUGUACGCCAUCAUCGGCCUCUAUGACAGGAAGACAGUCAACAUGCUGAUGUCGUUCUGCGGAGCGCUUCAUGUCUGCUUCGUCACGCCGUCCUUCCCCAUCGAGACCGCUAACCAGUUUGUGAUCCAGCUGAGGCCUGAGCUGCAGGACGCUCUGGUGGGAGUCAUCGAGCACUAUGGAUGGACCAAGUUUGUCUACAUGUACAGCUCUGACUCAGCCCUCAGCUCAUUGGCCGCCCUGCCUCUCCGUGAUGCUCAGCAGCAUAUCACAGACAGGGUAAUUGAGUAUCACCACCUGUAA